Messenger RNA from Laccaria bicolor S238N-H82, 507 nucleotides. RefSeq lists its product as uncharacterized. Gene Ontology annotation, molecular function: ATP binding; ATPase-coupled transmembrane transporter activity; ATP hydrolysis activity. The transcript has 2 exons. NCBI's taxonomy places the organism in Eukaryota, Fungi, Basidiomycota, Agaricomycetes, Agaricales, Hydnangiaceae. The record is from RefSeq and is a predicted model, not a curated record. Bases 1 to 507 code for a protein of 168 amino acids.
AUGGUGCACGCUAUGGCGCAGGAAGAGGUGGAGGAUGUGUCGUGCGGUGCUGAUAUAUGGUCUGUCGGUGGCGGGGGCGCUCGUGGUAUUGGGCUUAGUGUUGGGCAGAAGCAGAGGCUGGCAUUUGCCAGAGCUUCGUUAGGGAAACCUGCAGUUUUGAUACUUGACGAGGCAACUUCCACGCUGGACGCUACCUCGUGCACUCUCGCAUUCGAAGCCAUCAAGCGGUGGCGUAUGACCAAUACCACCAUUGUUAUCACUAUGACUUUCAUCUCAAAUUACCUCAACGAUUUUGUGUACGUCAUCAAGGUGGGAGAAGGGGUUGAGCAGGGAUACCGAUACGACUUGGAGGUUGUCCAUCAUGAAGGAGUGGGCGAUGAUAGAAGCACAGCGGGAGACAGGCGGGUCUCCCUGAGAAGGGUUGGGAGAGUGACCGUGGGAUGGACGAGAUUCAGGACGCAUUGGACGGCAAGAAGGAGUGGGUUGGACGUCUUCCGGACCGUCUGA